This is a messenger RNA of Scomber scombrus (Atlantic mackerel), 3905 nucleotides long. RefSeq names its product reticulophagy regulator family member 3 (gene retreg3). NCBI's taxonomy places the organism in Eukaryota, Metazoa, Chordata, Actinopteri, Scombriformes, Scombridae. Gene Ontology annotation, biological process: reticulophagy. Bases 123 to 1622 code for a protein of 499 amino acids. The transcript has 10 exons. The record is from RefSeq and is a predicted model, not a curated record.
GACGACUCGAGGCUCAGAAAAACAGGUGACGCCAUAUUGUCAGUUUUCUACGACGGGGAGCGCUACCUUUUUAUUUGCAAAAAUGACAAAAUAGCUUGCUUUAUCGAGGGUAGACGCGAAAGAUGGCGCACACUGGGGCAACGGAAGACGCAUCCAUGGAGGAUUGCUCUGCCAAGCCGGGGUCAAGCGUGUCCCUGCGGAGUCGGCCGUGCUGCAGCGAGAGAGACAGCCGGGUGCGGGCUGUCAAAGCUGCUCUUCUGUCCAGGUUAGGGCCCUAUGAGCCCGUCCUGACCUACCUGCAGUCCGUCCUGGUGUGGGAGAGACGUGUCCAGUGUGUGCUGCUGUACAUUGUGGUCAACGUGGUGUUCUGGUUUUUUGCCCUGACUUCACUGCGCAUGCUGUUCUUACUGGCUUCAGGUCUGGCUCUGAUGGUCUGUGCUGAUACCUGGAGAAACAAGAUCUGGCCAGAGAUAAGAGUCAGAAAACUGGAUGAGUCAGAAAAUGAGAGCUGGGGUCUGGUGCAGCCCGGCAUCAUCAGCGUGCCUGAACUGUGCCACCACCUAGCUGAGGCCUGGGUCAGCAUAGUAGUUCUCACAACCAGUAUGAUACAAUACAAACGACUCAACCCUGGCAAGUUUUGCAUCAUGACCUGCGCAGUUUUCACCUGUUUGGCUGUGAUCGGACGCUACAUUCCUGGAUUGGUGCUCUCUUACUCUGCCGUUUUGGCUACCCUCCUGGCCCCUCUGGCAGCCUAUCACAGGCUUUUUCAGCAUGUGUGUGUGAAGCUGGAGCCGGUCCUGCAGCGGCUAGACUUUGGCAUUCACGGUUACAUGAUGUCAAAGCCGAUUGAUAAUCAGUUCCUCCGAAGGCGUAUACAUGGUGCAGCCUCAGGUGAAGCCAGUGACAGCGAGGAGGAGUUGGCUGCUUUCUGUCCAACGUUUGAUGAUGCAGUUGUCGCGAAGGAACUUGCACUGACCGACUCAGAGCACUCUGAUGCUGAAGUGUCCUACACUGAUAACGGAACAUUUAACCUAUCCCGAGGCCAGACCCCGCUUACAGAGGGCUCUGAGGAUCUUGACAGACACAGUGAUGGAGAGGAGUCCUUUGCUCAGGACCUUCCAGACUUCCCCUCCAUAAACCCUGAUGCCACUCUGAUGGAUGAUGAUGACGACACCAGCAUCGGGCUACCUAGUCUGAGUAUAUCCGGGCUCCGAAGUUACCGACCUUCAGUGCUGGAUGUAGAUGCUCAUCUGGACUCAGACCAGGAGGAUCUGGAUACAGAACUUUCGCUCAGCAGCAUCCCCGCUGCCUGUGAUUUCACUGGAGACUUGGCCGGAGUCAUUGCUAGCAACAUGAUCCAGGCAGCAAUCGCUGGGGCGAUGCAACCUCGGCCUAUGACUACCCAGCGCAGAGAAGGCCCUCCCAAAGCAGGGACCCACCGAAGCUAUCGCAAGCAAUCCAGCUCUGAGCUGGACACAGACUUGGACGGAGAGGACUUUGAAAUGCUGGAUCAGUCUGAACUGAACCAGAUGGAUCCCCUCGGAGGAGGAAGUGGGGGUGCUAGACGGGGAGAGAGUCAGGGGUCUAACUUCCUAUCUAGCCUGCUGGGUAAACCACAGUAAGGUGUGUGUAUGUGUGUGUGCUGGUGAGAAAGUGUGAGAGAGAAAGAGAGAGAGUGUGUGUGUAAGCCUGUGUGUAAUUUCAUGGGUCGUGUACAUGUGGAUGAACUGAGUGUGUGUUGUGAAGGAUGAUUUUAGGUUCCAGCAGCCCUGCUUUUGAUUGGCAUCAGUUUUAUCACUGUGAAGUACUUAAUUUUUUCUUAUCUUUUCGAGCUCUUUCUCAUGUACCUUUUUAAACCCAGGUCAUCCAGAAAUCAAAUACUUUGUAGGCUGAGCAAUAGAAACAUUCAACAACAACAUAAUAAACUAAAAAAAGAAAAGAUAAAUAACCAGCAUUAUUGAGCCUUGUUUCAGUCUUGUAAUUUUAUGCACCCAUAAGUUACAAGCAUAUUUUUUGGUGUCUAGAAAUGAAGAUCAACAGUGACCAUAAUCUCUUUUCUACCUGGAGGUCUAGACAUACAGGGCUAUUUAACAUGGGACCAAAUAUGACAUUCCUGUCGGUUGAGCUGAGCCAUGUUGCUUUAGUAAUAACAUUGUGGAACAGCAUUUUAUGUUUAAGCUUUAGUGAUUGGAAUAGUUGGAACAAACUCAUGUUGAAAGUUCCCUGCAAAUAUGUUCUAAGAUAUAUUAAAAAAAAAACCCUACCUUGGAUAAUAAUUUGUUUGUGAUAUGGUUUUUCCACCAUCCACUAUCUUUUUUUGUUUUGCAUCUGCUAUUUCUUUCUCAUUUAACAGCAGGACACAAGCUGUCUCCUACUUCACUGUAAAGUCCAUUCUCAGUGUUAGCUCAUAAAUCGAAUAAUUAAAGCAGGACUGGCUUCCAAACUAUCUGUAAUGUCACAAAUCGUGCUCAUAGGCCCGCCUCUUAAAAUUCGAUUUUCAGUUCACAAAGAUAAAGUUUUCGCUUUGAGCAGAUAAGUGUGAAAACCGCCUUCUAUUAGUGUCAAAACUCUGCAUCGUUCUGCACAGUGAAACGCAAACAUUCAACUGUAGGAGCAAAAGCAAAACAAUAUAUAUUUUUGAGUGGAGGUGGGGGGGCUUGUUAAAAUGUUUGAGUCCCCAUUUCUUUCCAAGCAACAGCAGUUCAUGUUGAGUGUAGUGCUCUGAUGGUCUUUAAGAAGAUUUAUUUGAUACAGGUUUACAGAGAUGGAUCUAUGUUUUUUUAGCGCUUGUCAGCAGUUGUAAGUUUUGACAGUAUUUAUCCUCUAAAAUGAAGAUUAUUUGGGCAAAAGCUUCAGUUAUGAUUUUAUUUACUUUCCCCCCUUUUUCCUCUGACUAACAUAUGGAAAUAUUCCCAUACAUUUUGGAUCGUAUUUUAUUUUCAAAGAACGUCUUAUUACAGUCUUAAAAUAUGUGACCCAGAGGAAUACUUGAUGUUAGGUUGUUUUGUGCAUUGUAUUCACAGAUGUGUUCCCCAGGGUGAGGUCAGCUUCUUUUUUUGCUGUGUGUUAAGUAUUUUUCAUAUUGCUGCCCUUUUUAAAUACAGCUCAGACAUAUUGUGUCCAUGUUUAAUACCUUGAAUGAGUCCUCAUUUGUGUGUUUUUUUUCUUUUCAAAAGUAUUAUUUAAACAAAAUGCAUUGUAUCUUUUGUCAUCUUUGUAUUACAUGUAGUUAAGUCAUGCAGAAUAUUUUUGAUAGAAAUGUUCUUCAAUCCAUGGAUCUUUUACUAUUUUACUAUUUUAAUGAGGAAACAUGUUUACAUCAAAAUUGGGUAUAGAAAGUUGUCCUUCUAUUAUUAUUAUUUUAAGUGUUAGUACGUAAAGUGGCUUCUUUUUCGCUGGUCAGCCUGAUUUCCCCUUUUUGAUUGUCAAACCAAGUCCUGUAUGUCAGCAUUUUUACCAUAAAAUUUGACUUGGUCAUCCAAUGAGCCACAGCUGAAAUUUUUUGAAAUGCAUAUAUCAAAGUCUGCUGGGUUUUAAUAGAAAAAAACAACAACAUAUUGCUCUUUCAUUGUGUUAUUUUUUUGAGAAGAAAAUCAUAGCUGCGAAAGAUGUAGCACAAUAGAAAAGAAAAAAAAACUGCUGGAUCCAAACUCGUGGAGGUGAAGUAGAAGUAAUUGUGCACUGAUAGGAAAAUUGUUAAAGGAGACGAGGAGAAGAAGUUAAUACUGGGUCGACCACCUCAGUUAAUAAGAAUGUCGCUCAUUGCAGCUCCAUGAAGAGUUCAGUUCCUCAGUAUGAGUGUGCAGUGUUGUUUGAUUAUGUAAUCUGCACAGUAGUGUAUUUUCUUCUCUGUAACUGGUUUUGAUAUGUUUUGAUGUGCAAAUCGCAUUGAAUAAAAAUGUUUG